Corythoichthys intestinalis (scribbled pipefish) is the source of this 2090-nucleotide messenger RNA. RefSeq names its product zic family member 5 (odd-paired homolog, Drosophila) (gene zic5). NCBI's taxonomy places the organism in Eukaryota, Metazoa, Chordata, Actinopteri, Syngnathiformes, Syngnathidae. Gene Ontology annotation, molecular function: DNA-binding transcription factor activity, RNA polymerase II-specific; RNA polymerase II cis-regulatory region sequence-specific DNA binding. The transcript has 2 exons. The record is from RefSeq and is a predicted model, not a curated record. Gene Ontology annotation, biological process: regulation of transcription by RNA polymerase II. Bases 112 to 1638 code for a protein of 508 amino acids. Gene Ontology annotation, cellular component: nucleus.
GACAGAGUGAAGGGGGAAAAGCAGAGUUAGACGCCGGACAAAAGAACUUAUAGAGCCCCUUAUAUCCAUAUUUCCAUGCGUGGUGCAUGAGGGCGCGCGCAUGGAGUAGUCAUGGAAGCCCCUUUGAGCAAGAGGAACCCCGCGUUAAGAUUAGCGGAUUUGGCAGCGACUCAAGUCCUUCCUCACCAGAACAUGACAGGCUUCCCGGGGCUAGGGGGGCAUCACCCGCUCUCCCACCAUGCCCACCUCCACCCUGGGGAGCUGGCCAACGACCCCGGCGUAGCUCUCACUCCUUUCGGACCCGAGCACAUGGCACAGACCAGUGCUCUCAAACUUAGCCCCUCGCAACACAUCCAGAGUCACCACGAAGCGCAGACCGCGGCGGCGGCGGCGGCGGCUGCUGCGGCUGCGGCGGCGAGCGCUGCCUCCUUCGCUCCGACUCAGAGUUUCCCCGUGGCCCACCACUCCCACCCGGGCUACUCGAGCAGCAGGGACUUGAUCCUCAGGAGAGAACUCUCAGCCUCCGCCAUGCACGCGCUCGGCGACCAAUCCGCCGCCUCCCCCCAUCACCACCACCAUCACCACCACGGCGUGUUCAUCUCGCCAACAGGUGCGUACGGCCACGCGGAAAGCGGGGCCCACUCUCUCUUUCCGGGGCUUCACGAGCAAGCCUCCCCGGGCGCGCACACGCACCACCACGCCCUCAACGGGCAGAUGCGCCUGGGUCUACCCGGGGACCUCUACGGUCGCUCGGAGCACUUCGGGGCCCGGCCGGAUCACUACGGAGCCUCCACGCUGCACGGCUACAACAACGUCAACGCUGCCCACGGACCCGCGGGGGCCUUCUUGCGCUACAUGCGGCAGCCUAUCAAACAGGAGCUCAUCUGCAAGUGGAUCGAGCCGGAGCUGCAGAGUCCUAAAAAGCCUUGCUCCAAGACCUACAGCACCAUGCACGAGCUGGUCAACCACGUCACGGUGGAGCACGUCGGCGGGCCCGAGCAGAGCUCCCACGUCUGCUUCUGGGAGGAAUGCCCACGGGAAGGCAAAGCGUUCAAGGCCAAGUAUAAACUUAUCAACCACAUCCGAGUGCACACCGGGGAGAAACCCUUCCCGUGUCCCUUCCCGGGCUGUGGGAAAGUGUUUGCCCGCUCUGAGAACUUGAAAAUCCACAAGAGGACACACACAGGCGAGAAGCCCUUCAAGUGCGAGUUUGAAGGCUGUGACCGGAAGUUCGCCAACAGCAGCGACCGGAAGAAGCACUCCCACGUGCACACGUCCGAUAAACCCUACUACUGCAAGGUGCGCGGCUGCGACAAGUCCUACACGCACCCGAGUUCCCUACGUAAACACAUGAAGGUGCACUGCAAGAGUCCCCCGCCGACCGGCAACAACACCACCGCCUACAUCACCUCCAGCAACCCGCUCGGGGUCCCCCUCUCCCCGCAGCGGAACCGCUCGGCGAGCCUGUCCCCGCAGGUGACCAACCUGAACGAGUGGUACGUGUGUCAAGGCAGCGGAGGUGGGGUGCAUCAUCAACAGCCGCAGCACGACCUGCACUCCCCCUCCAGUGACGUGCCCACCUCAGAGUCUGAAGAUGACGAAACGUUUAGAGACUCGGACCCCAGGACGAUGCUAUGAUUGACAUCUACGGAGGGGAAAAAACAAACACUUCAAAUAUUAAUGCACUCAAUCAAAGUGGAUGCAGUUCGAGAACCAGCUCUGUUCAUAUGAACAGUUUUUACGUUAAAAUUUGAUGUAAAAAUGAGAGCAAUAUUCAAAUUCCAUCACAUUUAAGUGUCCUCUUGUCCAUUUUGUGCAGGGGUGGGCUAAUAUUUAACUAACAGGGUCUUAAAAACAAACAUAAUCAUACAAAUCAUAAUAAAGUAACAGAAUCAUGCUAAAUGCAGAGAGACAGCGAGAACUAAGUGGUAUUUGGUAUGUGGCAAAAUGGAUUUUGGCAUGUGGCAUUUUUUUUUUUUUUUUGUAUGUGGUGAAAUAGAUUUUGGCAUGUGGCAUUUUUUUGGUGCGUGGCAAAAUGGAUUUUGGCAUGUGGCAUUUUUUUGCCAUGUGGCUUUUUUUUUUUUUUUGGU